CGUCCAAUCAGCGGCCAGCUGGGGAGUCUGAACGUUCCAUUGAGGGAAUCCCCGGGCACUAUCCAGUCUGAACGUUCCACCGGGGAUUCCCUAUCCACUCAGAGCCGGGGUGGCUGGGGUAGAGGCCGCUCCUCAUGAUGAUGGUGGGCGAGGCGGCGGCGCGGGGCGCCAGCCACACGGUACCGAGCGAGGAGACGGUGCACGUGGUGGAGUUUAACCCUUUCGAGAGCGGCGGCCUCGGUACCCUGAUCGCCUACGGAGGCGACAACUACAUCGUGGUGGGGAGCUGCCGUUUCCAGGAAGAAGAUGCAGAACUUAAAGGUAUGGAAUACAAGACCCUCCAGACUUUUCACCAAGGUAUUCGAGUGGAUUCUAUUGCUUGGAGCCCAGAAACUAAGAUGGACACACUGACGCAACUGAUCCGGCUUUGUACAGCAGACGCUGACAGAAAGUUGAGACUGCUCACAUCUGAUCUCAAAGAAAACACCAGAUGGCAGGUAAUAGAAGGUCACACUGAUUACAUCAACGAUCUAGUAUUUGACCCCAACACUGGGAAGCAGAUUGCAAGUGUUAGUGAUGAUCACACAUGUCGUAUCUGGGACCUUGAUGGAAACCAAAAGACAUCGUUCCUCCUUCAGUCUCCAGGAAUGAGCCUGUGUUGGCAUCCCGAGGAGAUGUACAAGCUGAUGGUAGCGGAGAAGAAUGGAAUCAUUCGGUUUUAUGACCUGGUCACUCUGCAGGCCAUCCUGUCUCUGGACUGCGGCCAGAUGCCGCUGCUGUCCGCAGAUUGGUGUCUGAGCAACACCAUCAAAGUCGGUGCCGUUGCGGGGAAUGAUUGGCUGAUCUGGGACAUCACUCGCUCCAGUUACCCCCAAGAGAAGAGACCAUCACACUUGGAUGGAGCACGACAAUUCCGAUGGUCAAAAGCCAAUGAAAAUCUUUUUGCGACGACUGGCUACCCAGGCAAGAUGAACAGCCAAUUACUCGUUCAUCAUUUGGGUCACCCCCAGGCCAUUAUGCUCGGCUCUGCACCCGUGGCUUCAGGACUGAGCUGGCAUCGGACACUCCCGCUAUGUGCGAUUGGUGGCGAUCGCAAGGUUUUGUUUUGGAUGACUGAGAUGUAGAAGAAAAUCUUUUGGUGGUUCUUUGGUUUUCAGGUUGGGUUCUGGGUUAACUUGUGUGAAAUGGGUUGAUGUGAAUACUGACUAUGUCCAUGGCGAUAAAACAUCGGGAAGUGAGUUAAAGCUGAAAAUUAAAGAUUUCUCCAUUGUA
Molecule: messenger RNA, 1272 nt
Organism: Carcharodon carcharias (great white shark)
Lineage: Eukaryota; Metazoa; Chordata; Chondrichthyes; Lamniformes; Lamnidae
Gene: nup37
Product: nucleoporin 37
Exons: 9
Coding region: 135-1124 (329 amino acids)
Cellular component (GO): nuclear pore outer ring
Molecular function (GO): protein binding
Source: RefSeq, a predicted model, not a curated record